Messenger RNA from Salvelinus namaycush (lake trout), 6680 nucleotides. RefSeq names its product coiled-coil domain-containing protein 85C-B-like. The coding region runs from base 730 to 1989 and encodes 419 amino acids. The record is from RefSeq and is a predicted model, not a curated record. Gene Ontology annotation, cellular component: apical junction complex. The transcript has 7 exons. Lineage: Eukaryota; Metazoa; Chordata; Actinopteri; Salmoniformes; Salmonidae.
UCCGUGGAAACAGUGGAGGACCGUGCUAAUUCCCAGCGAGCGACGGUAUUCACUCCGCUGCGCGUGCAGGCGCUCACCACUUCGGGGAAAUGGCUUAUCUUUGAAAGAGCUCGAGCAUUGUGUCGGUUGUAAAAGACAUUCGUUUCUCGGAAAUGCAACAUGCGGCAAUAGUAAAUAGAGUGCUAUUAAUUCGUUUUCUAUAAAAACGUUUCCAAACGCAUAUUUAUGUUUGAUUUGUAGCAGAAUUGUUAAUAAUUUUCGAUUAUUUUUUUCAUACGUGCAUAACAGGAUUUACACAUGCAAUGCUGGAAUGCUGAGGAUUCCUCUGACAGUUCUCAGCGCGAGGGAUUAGUGAUGGAGCUUUGAUCUGCAAACAUCCACUUGUUUUUUUGUCGGGAUGUUAUUAAUAUUUACACGUUAUAGAUACGAUUUAUGAACAAAUGCAAAGAUAAACAAUAAUUGCAAAUACUAACCGCAAGUUUUUGUUGUUGAACGACGGGUGAGGGUGUACUGCAUGCAGCCUCUUCUGAAUGGUUGACGUUUACAACAUCGCAUUUUCAUUUGAUUCAUUCAACUUUUUGAUCCGAGGUACCACCUUUAUUUCCGUAUCAUGUAUUCACAUUUCAAUACAAUUCCGCAAUUGAGACUCGGUUAGUUUAGCCUAAACAUCCAGUUGACUGCCUUCCUGUUAUAUCUGACCGGGGAGAAAGCACAGACGCGCGGUGAGACAUGGCUAAAAACCUGUCGGAGGGACCCAAGGAGCCAGACCUGAAUCAGCUACCGGAUGAAGAGCUGCUGCGAUGCGGCAAGGAGGAGCUGGUCAAGCGGCUACGGAGGCUGGACAACGAGAAGAUGAGCCUAAUGAUCGACCACGGCAACAUGAUGAAAGACGUUAACCGGAGGCUGCAGGUGCACCUGCACGAGAUCCGCAACCUGAAGGAGAUCAACCAGAAGCUCCAGGACGACAACAACGAGCUGCGCGAGCUCUGCUGCUUCCUAGACGACGACCGGCAGAAGGGCAAGAAGCUGUCCCGGGAGUGGCAGCGGUUUGGCCGGUACUCCGCAAGUGCCAUGUGGAAGGAGGUGGGCACCUACCAGCUAAAGCUCAAAGAGCUCGAGACCAACCAGGAGAGGGUGGUGCGCGAGAACACGGACCUGAAGGAGAUCAUCUUCAUGCUGGAUGAGGACAGGAACGGAGUCGGUUCCCGGAGCUCCAUAGACUCCCAGUCCAGCCUCACCAACCUGAAUGGCGGGACAGGGACAGUUCGGGAUGUCGGGGAUGGGAGUAGUACCUCCAGCACAGGGAGCGCAGGAAGCCCCGACCACCAUAACGGCCACAACGGCCACAACCACAUACACAAGCUGCCCGCGGAGAGGGAGGGCAAUCUGGGAAGCACCUUCCAGAGGAGGUCCAUGGAUGACCUGUCAGCACCACACCAUCACAGGAGCAUCCCUAAUGGACUCUGUGACUCCUCCUCCUCUAACUACAUCAGACAGCUGGAGAUCAAGAUGAGGAUAUUGGAAGACGACAACAACAAGCUUUUAACUCAGGCCUGUAGCAGAUAUAGUUUAUCACAGAUACAGAGAAACAAGCAGCAGUUAAACCCAGGGGACCUGCGUGUCCUGAGGAAGGGGAUGACCCUGUACCACUCUGAGUCUCAGCUGUCAUCCCUGCCACGACGCCAAGAUGCACUGCACAACGGCACGAUUGGUCGCCUCCCCACCAGCGAGUCAACCCCGGUAACAGGUUACCUGUCCUGUGUUCAGAAACCAGAGUCUGUGGUCCACGCUAUGAAGGUGUUGGAGGUGCAUGAGAACCUGGAUAAGAAGCAGGGCCCAGAGGACUACGAGGAGGAUCUGAGUGAGAAGGAGAAGGCCAUCGUCAGAGAGAUGUGUAAUGUGGUGUGGAGAAAGCUGGGCGACGCAGCAGGAGAUAAGCCGUCCAUCAGACAGCAUCUCUCUGGCAACCAGUUCAAAGGCCCUCUGUAGUCCACAGCAACCAGAGAGGAAGACUAACUAUGCUCACCUGACACCACCUCUGCUCCUACUGCCUACACUACUCAUAACACCCUGCUCCCACUGACUACAGUUCCCAUCACCCACUAUUUCCCUGGGAUAUGGGUUUUGUCCAGAUGGGAUGCAGCUUUUGUCAAAAUGAACUUUUUGUAGCAGGUUAGAACUUCUGCAGCAGGAUAAUUAACGUAGCAUGUUAGGAGAAUUACGUUUAGGUUAGCUAAAAUGCAACAAAUCCACUUUUGGCGUUAAUUUGACAAAAACUGUAUCCCUUCUAGAUAUGACCUGGUAUAUGUGACUGGACAUUAUAUGACCCAGGAAAAGCACAGAAUGGAUAUCUCAGUCACCUCGCCAAUUCCUCAUACAUACAUUUAUUUUGAACUUCCAGUGUUGUUGAUAACUGGCUGCUACUUUCACUGAUUUUCCAUUUUCCUCGUAUUAUUGAUUUGAGGACAGUUUACAUAGUGCUGAAUAUUAUUUCAUAACUCUCCUGGGCCUGGUUUCCCCGAUAGAGAUGGAACUUUGACUGUUUUAGCCAUCCAUCUUUCCUACAAAGGCCCAAUAUGUAACACGUGUUUCCCAAAAACGCCACACAGAGAGAACAUUCGCUAAGUGCCUUCGUUGGAGCAUGUUUCACACGGUGGCAGGAUCGAACGAAUGGCAUCGCUGCUCUCAGAUCAGCUUUCUUCCCCAUUCAAAUCUUACUUUAACAUUAGAAUUAUUCCACAAUACUGACGAUGGAUCAGCUACCUAGAGAGAUAUUAUCACCCUAUGCCUGCAAAUAUUGAGGCGGCUUAAUCUAAUGCCUACCCUAUAAUAAGGAGAUUCAUCAAGAUGUGGAACAUCACUGUGCACAUGUUAGGCUACACUUCAUUAAAUAUAAUGAGGCAAAAAUUGCAGACAGUAGCCAAAUAGUAAAAUAAAAACAAAAUUGAAUGAACGUGAAAUUGCUUUCAGUAUCGUUGAAAUACAAUAUAUAGUAUAUUCUGUAGGUAGGCUAUUUAUCUUUUAGUGCAGUCAUCUCAGUUUUCAUUUGAAGCAUCUUUGUAUCCUUCGCUUGUUUAUUACAGUUGCAAAGACAUUGGCAACUUUGUAUUUGUAGUCAACUUCGUUCUGAAGUUAUCGGCGGUCACAGAGAGACGGAUAAACAUCUUGAUUCUUUGUUUAGUGGAGGUCUUCUGUGUGUAAAGUGACGCGGUAGGUAUCUAACGACGUACUUUGCUGUUCACAUGCCGAGCGGUCUGAUGCGGAGUCAGUAAAUAACAAGCGUUUUCAAAUACAACUUUAGUAACGGUGGUUUUGGGAAACAGCUCUGAGAUUUAACGAUGCUCCUACGAAGUUACUAACGAUGAAAUGAGCCUUUAGAUGCUCUUGGGAAACCGGGCCCUUUUGUUUUGUUUUAUGCUGAAUAGAAACCCAGAUGAGCUCUAUAAGAAGUCCCCUAGAAUAGGACCAGUGUCACUUUAAACCAGUAGAGCUGCAUGGUUACUAUAGCAGGGCUCCAGGUAGAGCUGCAUGGUUACUAUAGCAGGGCUCCAGGUAGAGCUGCAUGGUUACUAUAGCAGGGCUCCAGGUAGAGCUGCAUGGUUACUAUAGCAGGGCUCCAGGUAGAGCUGCAUGGUUACUAUAGCAGGGCUUCAGGUAGAGCUGCAUGGUUACUAUAGCAGGGCUCCAGGUAGAGCUGCAUGGUUACUAUAGCAGGGCUCCAGGUAGAGCUGCAUGGUUACUAUAGCAGGGCUUCAGGUAGAGCUGCAUGGUUACUAUAGCAGGGCUUCAGGUAGAGCUGCAUGGUUACUAUAGCAGGGCUCCAGGUAGAGCUGCAUGGUUACUAUAGCAGGGCUUCAGGUAGAGCUGCAUGGUUACUAUAGCAGGGCUUCAGGUAGAGCUGCAUGGUUACUAUAGCAGGGCUCCAGGUAGAGCUGCAUGGUUACUAUAGCAGGGCUCCAGGUAGAGCUGCAUGGUUACUAUAGCAGGGCUUCAGGUAGAGCUGCAUGGUUACUAUAGCAGGGCUCCAGGUAGAGCUGCAUGGUUACUAUAGCAGGGCUUCAGGUAGAGCUGCAUGGUUACUAUAGCAGGGCUUCAGGUAGAGCUGCAUGGUUACUAUAGCAGGGCUUCAGGUAGAGCUGCAUGGUUACUAUAGCAGGGCUUCAGGUAGAGCUGCAUGGUUACUAUAGCAGGGCUUCAGGUAGAGCUGCAUGGUUACUAUAGCAGGGCUUCAGGUAGAGCUGCAUGGUUACUAUAGCAGGGCUCCAGGUAGAGCUGCAUGGUUACUAUAGCAGGGCUUCAGGUAGAGCUGCAUGGUUACUAUAGCAGGGCUUCAGGUAGAGCUGCAUGGUUACUAUAGCAGGGCUUCAGGUAGAGCUGCAUGGUUACUAUAGCAGGGCUUCAGGUAGAGCUGCAUGGUUACUAUAGCAGGGCUCCAGGUAGAGCUGCAUGGUUACUAUAGCAGGGCUCCAGGUAGAGCUGCAUGGUUACUAUAGCAGAGCUUCAGGCGGGGGCAACGUGUGGGAUAAAAAAAAAUCCCCAAUCGUCCCCAAAAGUAACGAUGUGAUAACGUCAGAUAUGGUUUGAUAGUACGUUUUGGGUUUUAAGUGUCUCGUAUGCACAGAUCUAGGAUCAGCUUCACUCUCCUUCAACCCUGAUCUUGAGCAUUUAGAGGUCACAUACAGAACUGACUGUGGAUCAGUGUCUAGGAACAAUGUCAUCCCACUCCUUCAUAGUACUUCCCAUAAAAACCCAGCUAGCUUCUCUGUCAGUUUUGUCUCUCUGGUUGAUUAGCAUAAUUAGCAUUAGCUAAUGCUAGCAUUAGAAUAAUUAUCAUUAGCAUCCAAAGUGUUAAUUUGUGUUACCCACUGUGACGUACAUACCUAGCGCCCUAUGCUCAUAAGAGAUGUCUAUUAUUAACACAAAACUAUAGAGAUCACUUUUAAACCUUGUGUAAAAUAUGUAUAAAGCCAUAGCAUUACUGUUGUUAUCAUUUAUUUAGACUUUUUGUUUUUUAUUAUUCUAGGUUGACCAUGUGAUAAAACUGACUGUUUUAUGGGUUUUAUGUUUUACAAAAGCACACAGCCGAACCUUAAAUAGGGCUGUUUCUAUGGUAACCACUCAUAUUUUUACUGUAUUUUGGUUUAACAAAUUAUUAUUUUAUCUCUUCAAACGCAUCAAGGCCAUUUGGAAUCGAAACUGCCUCAGCCAAGAGUCAAUGGAGCGAUCUUAUUUUUUGAGGAAAUCGUUUAAAAAAAAAUAAUUAACUAAAAUGUACAACGUUGUGUAAGACAAUCAUAUUUCUCAGGUUGGGAAAUAACGAGAGCUUUACCCCAACUCUUCUUCUGUGACUCUGAAGACUGGAUGGUUGGUAGUCUUUCCGUUGGUCAGGCUGUAUACUGUAGUUCUCUGUAGCAGACUGAGGACACCUGCUUCAUACAGGGUUGGAGACUGCGGGACACAUUUGCUGCAUUCAUUUCAUAUGAAAUAAUGUUUCAGAAAUAUUCUGUGAAACUUAAAAGACUGUCAUAAAGGGAAGAUCAGACUAAUUUGGCUAUCUACUGUAAUAACUACUAAUCAAACUACUGUACAACACAAUUUUUAUUGAAAGCUACAAAAUAAAUGGAAUGGUUUAUAUUUUUCAAUUAGCAUAAUAUUUAAUUACGCUUUUUAGCCAUGGUGAAUCCAGGAGAUGAGUUUCAGCAGUGAACUGUGCAUGUUUUGUAAAAGUAUUUUCUGUUGGAAUGUGAGAAAGAGCAAGUCUUCCCUUAGAUGUUUUUCGAUACAUUUUAACGAGUUAUACCAUGACGAAGUCAGAUGAAAUAAGUACUGUUAUGAUCAAACUGUUCAAGGAUAUGUAUUGCCAUGUGUUUAGAUAGAGCUCUCCCAUUAUAGGGCUGCCAUGUGAUUGGCCUGUUUUUGAUUUUAACCUAUCGGGAGAUUUUGAUUGGUAUCCAAGUCUUUUGAUUGGUUAAUAAGUCACUGAUUGACAGCUCAACCUCUCCUGACACGAGUAUGUCUUGUUCCUAAUUAGAACAUCACUGAGGCUUCAGACUGUACAAUCUUAUGGUUCCGCCUCGGUUCUCACUAAUGGGGUCUAGUACAAAAAAGAAAAUCAAAGAAUAGAUUUUUUUGAAGUGUCCUUUUUUUCUAGAACUGAUUUGUAGCUAUGAGAGGAGAUGAUUUGUAACAUUUUUCAGUCUGGCAUUUCGUGCCAUGUUUUUCUCUGCAUGGAAGUUUGAUUUGGAACCUGUGUUUUAAACCAGAAGACAUGAUGAACCCAGUAUGAAAUAUCCCCGUAUUCCCGAGUGCAAGGGUUUCCCAAACUCCAACCGGGUGCACGGUUUGACGUUUACCAUAGCACUACACAGCCCAUUCAAAUAACCAACAAUUAUUUGAAUCAGCUGUGUAGUGCCAAGGCAAAAACCAAAACGUGUACCAGGGGGGCACCAGGACCGAGUUUGGGAAACCCUGCCCUAGUGCAUUACUUUUGACCACAGACACAAACCUAGUGUUAAUGCUAACUAGUCCUGUAGUUACUAGCAUUACUGUAAAGUACAACUGUUUUUUCAUGAAUUUAGCUGAGAUCAGACAGAUAUUCUAGAAGGAUUAGUAAAUGUACUAGGGCCACUUUGAGAUGAUUUUGUAGGGGAAAAAAUAAACAAGUGAUUACUUUCUUUGUA